Messenger RNA from Magnolia sinica, 2906 nucleotides. RefSeq names its product pectin acetylesterase 9. The transcript is spliced from 13 exons. The record is from RefSeq and is a predicted model, not a curated record. NCBI's taxonomy places the organism in Eukaryota, Viridiplantae, Streptophyta, Magnoliopsida, Magnoliales, Magnoliaceae. Gene Ontology annotation, molecular function: hydrolase activity. Bases 1213 to 2412 code for a protein of 399 amino acids.
CGAUCUGUUCUUCUUCUUUCUUCAGCUUCUCUAUUCCUUUUUAAAAUCGCAUUUUCUCAGAUUUUCAAUAUCUGGCCAACGCGAAAAGACCGCAAGCGAAAGAGUCGCAUUUCUCACUCCUCGAGCGAGAUUUUUUUCGGUAAAUAAGAUCGUUUUCAUUUCUUUUCGGGUUUAUUUCGCGAGAUUCAUCUUUCAUUUCGUUUUUCCCUCUUUCGUCUUUUCUGCAAUUUCACUCAAAUGAAAUCGGAUUCCAUCGAUUUUCGUCUGGAUGGGAUUGAAUUUCAUUUCGAGGCAUUUCUGCAAACGCUCUUCAAGUUGAGCUCGAGCUCCGCUGCAUCUCGCAGAAUUUCUCGCCAAAAUAUCGAUAAUUUAAGCGAGAUUAUUUUUAAAAUUUUUUAAUUUCAUUUAUUCGAUCCGCUUCCCCUUUCAGACAAAUUGUUUUCUAGAAAUACGCAAAACAUUUCUGCUAUACUCGCGAUAAAUUGAAAAUAUCGCGAUAUUUAAAAGUGAAACUGUGUUUUGAUAGCGACACCGGGUGGCAGAUUUCAUAAUAUCUUGACUAUUUUUCAUCCUAAUUUCUCGCCGAAAUAAAACGGACGAAACGUUUCGGGUUAAAAACGCGAAACGUUUCGCGAUAAAUUGAACAUAUUGCGAUAAUUUCGUAAAAAAGGAGCUACGUGUUUUUAUAAAGUCGGUCCUUUUCAGUAAAAUUUUCGCGGAAUUUAUUUCAAAUGCAAUGAAAUGAAGUUCUGAAAACGCAAGCUGCGACAGUUGCGAUAAAUUGAAAAUAUCGCGAUAUUUACAAGUGAAACAGUUCUUGAAGCCGGGAGUUUUGAAUUUUUUCAGCUCAAAUGAAAUGAAAUUGCUAGAACAGGUGGCAGAUUUCGUAAAUAAUUCUUCAAAUGAUGCUUAUUUCGAGUCUCUAAAAAAUCAUCGAUUUUCACACGAGAUGAAUUGCGAUAAAAAGGAAAUAUCGCUAUAAUUCCGUCAUUUUCUGUAUAAUUUUCGCGGAACUAAUUUCAAAAUGCAAUGAAACGAAGUUGUUAAAGGGAAGGGCAGAUUCCGUAAAUAUCUUCUCAAUCAGUGUCAGUUUCGAGCCUUAUAUAAAUGCCAUUGCCUUGCAACGAAGAGACAGACAGACUCUCUUCUCGGUUUUGCAUCUCUUCCUUUCUUCCUCUUGGGUUUUAUUCUCCUUCUGGAAAUUAAAUUCAAAUGAGAAUGAAUUUCGCGGGAAUUUUCUUCAUUUUGAUGAGCUUCGCUCCUUUGAGCAUUUACUCGAUCGAGCAGCGGCUUUUGGUUAAUAUGACUCUGGUUGGUGGGGCCGCAGCUGCUGGAGCAGUUUGUUUGGAUGGAAGCUCGCCAGCGUAUCAUUUGGACAGAGGUUUCGGUGCCGGAGCUGCCAAUUGGCUUCUACAAUUUGAGGGAGGAGCAUGGUGCAAUGACGUGGCAUCUUGCUUAGCAAGAUCUAAGACCCGGCAUGGUUCUAGUCGCUACAUGAAUAAGCUGGAGGUUUUCUCUGGAAUUCUAAGCAACAACGCCUCGCUGAAUCCUGAUUUUUAUAAUUGGAACCGUGUAAAGCUUCGGUAUUGCGAUGGAGCCUCUUUUGCUGGGGAUUCUACGUUUCACAACGGUAAGGCAACCCUUUACUUUAGAGGCCAACGGAUUUGGCGUGCCAUUAUUCUUGAUCUUCUUCCAAAAGGGUUGAAUCGUGCACGAAAGGCUCUGCUUUCGGGUUGCUCAGCGGGUGGUCUGGCAACAUUCUUGCACUGCGACAAUUUCACCAGCUACCUACCAAAGUCCACUGCUGUGAAAUGCUUGAGCGAUGCUGGAUUUUUCCUCGACGUGAGAGACGUAGGGGGCUACCACACGAUGAGGUCCUUUUUCGAAAGCCUAGUUUCUCUACAGGGAGUAGAGCAAAAUCUAAAUGAAAACUGCACAAGUUCUCUUUACUAUCCAUCUCAGUGCUUCUUCCCACAAUAUGCUCUGCCAUUUAUACAAACUCCGUAUUUCAUCUUGAAUUCUGCAUAUGAUGUAUUUCAGUUUCACCAUGCAUUGGUUCCAUUCUCUGCUGAUCCUCAUGGACAUUGGCGCCCCUGUGAGUUCAAUCCGGAUGCAUGUACUCUGAGUCAGAUCACUGUCUUGCAAGGUUUCAGACACCAAAUGCUUGCAACCUUGAGAUUGUUUGAACAGUCUCGAGUCGAAGGGAUGUUUAUAAAUUCAUGUUUCGCACAUUGCCAGUCGGAGUCGCAAGACACAUGGUUUGCACCCGACUCUCCAACAGUGCAUAAUAAGACAAUUGCACAGGCUGUUGGAGAUUGGUACUUUGGACGGAACAUCACGAAGGAGAUCGACUGUCCAUAUCCUUGCAACCACACAUGUCACAACCUGAUACCGCAGAAUCAGUUAGCUUGAAAUGAUACAUCCAAAGAAAAUGAAGGUUACCACAAUGAUUGUAGGCGGUCUUGGAGGUUUCUCACUUCUUUCAUCAACAGCAAUCGAUUGAGCGAAACAAUAACGAAACGAAUUGGGUUUCGAAGGAUGAAUUGCAGAUUGAAUCUACAUUGCAUUGAUCAAGAUCUCGAAGAGUUCUUGUGGUAUAGAUCUGUAAAAAAAAAAAAAAAAAAAGGAUGAAUUGCAGAUUGAAUCUACAUCUGCAUUGAUCAAGAUCUGGAAGCGUUCUUGAGUUAUAGAUCUAUAAAAUGUUCACUCCAUAGUAUCAUUUCUACGUUAAAAAACUACAAUUGAGUGUCUCAAGUAAGCUGCAUUGACAGAUUUUCAAUUUAUAAAAUUGCAAAUCUAUCAAAUGCAGCAUCUCACGGAUUAUGGAAUUAUUUAAGGAGGAUUGGUGUGAUAGAAACAACAAAAUUCUUUGUAGUUCUAUGUUACCAGCCCAUGUCAGUUUUCAA